This is a messenger RNA of Saccostrea cuccullata (small rock oyster), 1384 nucleotides long. Its product is annotated as LHFPL tetraspan subfamily member 2 protein-like. NCBI's taxonomy places the organism in Eukaryota, Metazoa, Mollusca, Bivalvia, Ostreida, Ostreidae. Bases 241 to 942 code for a protein of 233 amino acids. The transcript is spliced from 4 exons. Gene Ontology annotation, cellular component: membrane. The record is from RefSeq and is a predicted model, not a curated record.
CUCACAAUUAUAUGUGCGUGAAUCGUUUGUAGCAGAGAGUUUUCAUAUUCAGCAAUUAAUAAUGCAUGUUCGAGAACAGAUGCGCGUGCAGGAUGAUGCGCUGGGACCACCUGUUUUCACACGUGCGUGUAUCCGCUAGAGGUUGUAAAUAAUUUGACUCCCGUGGAAUUUUAAAAUUACGUCUAGCCCAGGAAGUAAACUUUAUCGAACACGAACUUUGAUUUUCAUCUGGAGGAUAUCAUGUGUUACGUCAUAGUCACGUGCCGUUCUUUGGGAUGGACGCUUUUAAGUGUCACUGUAACCUUGGCAACUGUCGCCGCAGUUAUCUCCCCGCACUGGAUGAUCGGAACUCCUCGAGAAACUGCCAUUAAAUUGAUGAAUGCUUCGGAAGAUUUUAUGGACUCGGAAACUUUCAGACCAACAUUAGGAAUAUUUAAUAGAUGUACAAAACUUCAGUUAGACUUCCAAAUCGCCAAAGUCAGGGAUAAUUGUGCUACAUUCGUUGUGUCGUUUUCUGCAGCGGACGAUUUUUUCCCGCAUGCGUGGAAGGCCUGUGUGAUAUUGUUCGGUAUUGCCGGAACUCUUCUGCUCUUUUCCAUGUUGUGUUCUGUACUGAGUUUGUUUGUCCGAUCAAUUUGUGGAAAAAGUAUAUUUACAGUUGCAGGAUUUAUACAAAGUAUUGGAGGUCUAUUUUCCGUGAUUGCUCUGGUUAUAUACCCUACUGGCUGGGGCACCAAAAGGGUGCGGGAUCUUUGUGGAGAAUAUGCCGAACCUUACGUUAUAGAUAAUUGUACCAUAGGUUGGUCUUACUACCUCGGGAUAGCUGCCACGGUACUCGUGUUUGUAGCGGCAGUUUUGUCUGUUCCCGCGGACAGAUCCACAACCAGCAGAAAAGUGGAAGAGGAAAUGCUGGAGGGAAAAAAUCUCAUUUGUGUAUUGUGACAUCACUUCCUGGUCCCAUUACUCGGAACACCUCAGCUUGUUUCCGAAGAAACCUUUCCUUGUUGCAUUAAUCAACGUGUACGUCCCUAAGUCAUUAGGCAGUCUCCGUAAAUUUCCGACGGGCAGCCGAGCGUCUUGUUAAACGAGACUUGAACGAGACUAGUGAUUAAUUUUGUGCUGAUGAAAAAUGAUGGCAAAUGGGAUUAAUUGUGGCAUUAUUAUUUUUUUAAAAAUACAAAUUAAUUUCAGAUUUUCAAAUAUUUCUUUGGUAUAUUUGAAGUUUCAUUGUGAAGCUUUUGCAAUGGAAUAUUAUGCCAAAUGAAAUAACUCAAAGAUGUAAAUUUUAAUAGAACAUAUUAGUCCAUUGUUGGUCUGUACCUUGUCAGUCGUGAAGUGUACUCUAGUCUCCAAAGAUUAUAUGAUACAAAGUAAAUGAGAAACC